Rotaria sp. Silwood1 is the source of this 1200-nucleotide messenger RNA. The record is from the annotation of a GenBank genome assembly. Lineage: Eukaryota; Metazoa; Rotifera; Eurotatoria; Philodinida; Philodinidae.
AUGAUUACUAUGAUUGCAAUGAUCAUCUAUUUCAUCAUUGUUGUACCUACUCUAAUAAAAAAAACAUCAUCAAAUUCAACAUUGACUUAUGAUAAUCAUGAUUUGAAACAUCAACUAUUGAUAAUGAAGGAAAAAAAUAAAAACAAUGAAUUUAUCAUUGAACAACCAUCUAUGAAUAUAUUAACAAAUGACGCUAAUAGUAAAAUAAUACUAAAAGAAUCACAUAAAAAAAUAUCAUCUGAGGCACGUUUACGUUAUUCAUUUAUUGAUAUUGAUCAUCUUAAUGUUGACAUUAAUUAUCUUGAUGAAGAAUAUCGUCCAUCACAGCAAUUAAAUAUCAAUCUUCCAUAUGCAAAAAGUCAUCCAUACUCACAUAUAGUUAAUGUAAAAGGUGAUUCAACCGUUAUUAUAUAUAAUCGACUACCACAAUGUUAUGAAUUUACUAUGGGAUUAUUAUUAAAAGAUAUAUCUCGUCUUCAUUCAUACACUUAUAUAUCAAGUCAAAUAUAUGAACCAUUUUCUUAUAAUAAAUCUGCAUUGAUAUCAAUAGCACGAUCAUUAAAUAAACAUACAUGUAAACAAUUAUUAUAUGAACGACAAAUAUAUUUUUUUGAUUUUUAUGCAUUACUAUUUCCUAAUCAUCCUGUAUGGAUUACUUUAAUUCGUGAUCCCAUAUUUCAAGUAGCAGCAGAAUAUGAACGUUCACGUGAACUUUGUCGAACGAAAAAUCGUUGCUUUGUACAAGUAGAUACAAUAAAAGAAACACUUGAUGAAUGUGUUAUAAAACGAUCACCAAAAGAAUGUAUUUCAUCUCAAUAUGGUAUUACACGAAUGUUACCAUUUUUUUGUGGAUUAAAAUAUCCAGCUCUAUGUCAAGAAGAAAGUGAUCAAGCAUUAGAACAAGCAAAAGAAAAUAUUAAUUUUUUCUAUACAGUUGUUGGUAUUGCAGAAGAAUUUUAUAAAUUUUUAUACGUUCUUGAAAAACUUCUACCACAAUAUUUUCAAUUUGCUCGCCUUCUAUUUAUGAAUCAACGAGAUUCAAAAGUAUUGGUUGAUGAAAGAGAUUUGAAUAUUCAACUUCCAAAUGAAAACACAAUCAAACUUCUUAUGCCACUUCUUAAAUAUGAAUAUGAUUUAUACAAUUAUAUUAAAGAACGAUUUUUAGAUCAAUAUAAUAUACUAGUUGAGCUUGAUAGUUGA